Messenger RNA from Solanum lycopersicum (tomato), 1481 nucleotides. Its product is annotated as 1-aminocyclopropane-1-carboxylate synthase 3-like. The record is from RefSeq and is a predicted model, not a curated record. Lineage: Eukaryota; Viridiplantae; Streptophyta; Magnoliopsida; Solanales; Solanaceae. Gene Ontology annotation, biological process: amino acid metabolic process; biosynthetic process. Gene Ontology annotation, molecular function: transaminase activity; pyridoxal phosphate binding.
AUAUAACACAUAGCAACAAUCUUCUCUAAAUAUUUUCUGCCUCUCAAAACAAACAUAAAAAAAUUCAAGUGCAAAUGAAGCUUUUAUCGAAGAAAGCCAUGUGUAACUCACAUGGACAAGAUUCUUCCUACUUUCUAGGAUGGGAAGAGUAUCAGAAAAACCCAUAUGAUGAAAUUCGUAAUCCUAAAGGAAUCAUUCAGAUGGGUCUCGCAGAGAAUCAGCUCUCUUUCGAUUUAUUAGAGUCAUGGCUUACUCUAAAUCCAGAUGCAUCUGCAUUUAAGAGAAAUGGCCACUCAAUAUUUAGAGAGCUUUCCUUAUUUCAAGAUUACCAUGGUCUUCCAGCUUUCAAAGAUGCAUUGGUUCAAUUCAUGUCUGAAAUCAGAGGAAACAAAGUAAGCUUUGAUUCAAAUAAGCUUGUACUUACAGCUGGUGCUACUUCUGCAAAUGAGACACUCAUGUUUUGCCUCGCUGAUCCUGGCCAUGCUUUUCUCCUUCCCACUCCAUACUACCCUGGAUUUGAUAGAGACUUAAAAUGGAGAACAGGAGCUGAGAUUGUUCCAAUACAAUGCACAAGUUCAAACGGAUUUAGAAUCACAGAAUCAGCUCUUGAAGAAGCUUAUACAGAAGCCGAAAGGCGAAACCUUAGAGUGAAAGGGGUUUUAGUCACUAACCCUUCGAAUCCAUUAGGCACAACAUUAACCAAAAAAGAACUCCAACUUCUUCUUACCUUCGUAUCUACAAAACAAAUCCAUCUCAUCAGUGAUGAGAUAUAUUCUGGCACUGUUUUUAACUCACCUAAAUUCGUCAGUGUCAUGGAAGUACUAAUCGAAAACAACUACAUGUACACUGAUGUAUGGGAUAGAGUUCACAUAGUCUAUAGUCUUUCGAAAGAUUUGGGACUUCCAGGAUUUCGAGUUGGUGCCAUUUAUUCCAACGACGAUAGGGUCGUCUCUGCAGCCACAAAAAUGUCUAGUUUUGGAUUAAUUUCAUCUCAAACUCAAUACCUUCUUUCUGCUUUGCUAUCAGACAAAAAGUUCACGAAAAAUUACGUGUCUGAAAAUCAAAAGAGGCUGAAAAAACGACAUGAAAUGCUAGUUGGUGGUCUUAAACAAAUUGGAAUAAGGUGCCUUGAGAGCAAUGCUGGGUUGUUUUGUUGGGUGGAUAUGAGACAUCUUUUAAGUUCAAACACAUUUGAUGGAGAAAUGGAAUUAUGGAAGAAAAUAGUGUACGAAGUAGGGCUAAAUAUUUCAGCUGGAUCGUCAUGCCAUUGUACAGAACCGGGUUGGUUUCGUGCAUGUUUUGCUAACAUGUCAGAAGAUACGUUAAAUAUCGCCAUACAACGUUUGAAGGCUUUUGUUGAUUCAAGGGUUAAUAACAAGGAUGAUAUUCAAAAUCAGCAGCAGUGUUCUAAUAAGAAGAAGUCAUUUUCCAAAUGGGUUUUUCGACUAUCGUUCAAUGAACGUCAAAGAGAACGAUAGUCU